AAAUAUGCACACACGGAGAGAGACUUCAGACAUCGCAGCAGCCGCAACUUAGGUCCACUGCGGGAGGCGCACAUGAAAGAGCAGAUGCCAUUCUGAGCGCCCAUCAAUAAACCUUAUAAACCAAUAAAUAACUAGAUAGUUAGACAAAUAUAUUUUCUAUAUAAUUGUAAAUGUUUUUACCGUUCCUUGUUUUAAUGAUUACAUGUAUAGUUCUUUUGUCAGGUAUUGCGAGUCAAGGUUGGAUUAAUGGUUGGAUACAGUUUGGGUGGAGGGACCUGUGCGAGCAAUGUGAAGGUUAAUCAGAGAUCAUCUUAAACCCCAGUGUUCACCUCUCAGGCCCAGUCAUGAAGUCUGUGCUGGAUGGUGUGGCAGACACCACCUUCCGGACUAUAACCUCUGGACUGCUGUACCUUGGCUCCAAUGAUGCCAGCUAUGAUGACGCCACCAUCAACACUGACUUCACUAAGGGUGGAUUGUCCGUCCAGAAGCCUUUACCUGCUUUCCGCAGUAACUCUUUCCCAGACAAGGUGCCCGGAGAUGAAGAACUCAUCCUAAAAGGCAUUCCAUUCUUCCCUACCAAUGCCACAGACCUGUUUGGCAACAGUAGCGGCUUUGGUGAUGAGGGAACCGGAAUCCAGUGUGCGGAGAACUUCGUGGACAUGGAAUGCUUCAUGAUCCUGACCCCUAGCCAGCAGUUGGCUGUGACGGUGAUGUCCCUCACUCUGGGAACCUUCACCGUGCUUGAGAACCUUAUCGUGCUGUGUGUGAUCCUCCAAUCCCGCACACUGCGCUGCCGCCCCUCCUACCACUUCAUAGGAAGCCUGGCUGUAGCCGACCUGCUUGGCAGCGUCAUCUUCGUCUACAGCUUCCUGGACUUCCAUGUGUUCCACAGAAAGGACAGCCCCAAUGUGUUCCUCUUCAAGUUAGGUGGGGUCAUUGCUUCGUUCACAGCCUCUGUGGGAAGCCUGUUUCUCACUGCUAUAGACCGCUACAUCUCCAUCCACAGACCCCUGGCCUACAGGCGCAUCGUCACGCGGACCAAGGCUGUCAUCGCCUUCUGCGUGAUGUGGACUAUCUCCAUUGUCUUCGCAGUGCUCCCUCUGCUGGGCUGGAACUGCAAGCAGCUCAACUCGGUCUGCUCAGACCUUUUCCCGCUAAUCGAUGAGAAGUAUCUGAUCUUCUGGAUCGGGGUGACCAGCGUGCUGGUCCUCUUCAUCAUCUACGCUUACAUGUACAUCCUGUGGAAGGCCCACCACCACGCUGUGCGCAUGCUGAGCCGCACCUCCCAGAAGAGCCUGGUGGUGUACUCAGCAGACGGAACGAAGGUGCAGACCAUGCGCCCUGAGCAGACACGCAUGGAUAUCCGGCUCGCCAAGACCCUGGUCCUCAUCCUGGUGGUGCUGGUCAUCUGCUGGGGCCCUGUGCUGGCCAUCAUGGUCUAUGACCUGUUCUGGAAGAUGGAUGAUGAUAUUAAGACAGUGUUUGCAUUCGCCAGCAUGCUCUGUCUGCUCAACUCAACAGUCAACCCAAUCAUUUACGCCCUGAGGAGCAAGGACCUGCGACACGCCUUCCUCAGCUCAUGCCAGGCGUGCCGGGGCAGUGCCCAGCAGCUGGACAAUAGCCUGGAGUCUGACUGCCAGAGCAGGCACAUCGCUGCCAACAGGGCUGCAGAGAGCUGUGUGAAGACCACUGUGAAAAUAGCCAAAGUGACUAUGUCUGUCUCCACUGAGACAUCUGCAGAAGCUGUUUAGCUGGUCAACAUCAUGCCACAGCGAUAUUGUGCAACUCAUCUGUUUCAGAGGAAACUUUCUCACAAGGUGGUGGACCUUCCACAGGAUGUAAUAAAUUACACAAAUAGCUAAACGGUUCAUUACUUCAUUGUUUUAUGUUUAUGAGGUGUGCUAGUAUAAUGUUCUAGUGCCUAAGUGCCAAACUGAUUUUUAAAAGUGAUGAAGAGAGUGGAUGGACUCAAAAUGUGUUUGACCUAUCCAAGACUGUCGUAAGUCUACUGCUGAUCAUAGACUUAAUGAUGAUCAAACUGUAGAUAGUACUGAUGGUGAAUUCAUGAAGGCUUAGUAUAUUUUUGUACUGUGAUAUCAGGUUCUGAAACAAUGAUAUCUUAAUUCAUGGGAUAAGGGGCUACUGAAGUUUUAGAUUAGAAGUAUGUGUUAUCAAGAUGUCAAUAUGUGUACCAUAAAGAAGACAAAUCUUUGAGGCUUUGAGCAGCCAGAAGAGGCAUUGACUUUGUCCAGGCAUCAUGUACAAAUAUACAGUAUGUUUUGUGAAUAGUUUACAUUUAUUUACAUAUGGGUAUAACUUUAAUGUGUUUAUUUAAGACAUGUACGAUUCAUAAAGCAACAGAGUUGCUCAUGUAUUUUCUUGUUGUACCUGUCUGAGUUUAUUAUUUAAUACAGAAAUAACCGAGGCUUAGGAUAAAUAAAGCCUGACCUGACUUUGUGUAGACAGCUCUAUUGACUGUUGGGAGUCAUCUUUCAUACAGAAGCUGGAUUAAUCUGAAAACCACAGUGUUCAAUUUAAUGACAUAUAUUUGUCAUUUGAAGCCAUAAUAAGCUAAUCUGCAAGAUGUGUUUAAUAAGCCAAAAAUCUACAAUGGAAUUCUCUGUAAUGUAGGUACUGACAGACUGAUACGUAACUCCUCCCAACAAAAAAAUCAUAUUUAUUCUGCCUUUCACUUCUUCCUCUCUACUCUUGGCUAUAGUAGUAUUUUUUCAAUAAAAAGGAAUGUACACCAAACAAUUGUACAGUGUUACAUACAAUGCAGUUCCGAAAAGUGGUGGCCACACUACCAUAAUAAUCAUGCCAUAGAUUAAAUUCAGAUGACUUCUAAGUGGUUUUCAUUCAAUUCAGUACAUUUGUGAAUAACCUUACAACUUGAUAAAAACAAUGUCAACCUGUCAAUCUUAUCAAAUUGUUUCAGUGUUACCGUCAAGAAACAUAAUUUAGCACUAUUGAUGCGGAUUCUUUUGAUAUUUGAGGAGACAACAGCUACCCUAGAGCAGGCCUAGAGCUCAGCUUUUGGAUUAACUAAAAAAUAAGAUAACCUGUUAGUUUUUUUGGUUUUCUGAGUACAUUUUUUAUCAAAAGCAAGCCUUUCAUUAUAACUGACAACAUGUUAGAAUGGAAGUUAUACUGUGUAUGCAUUGUAUGGAAAUUAGCCUUUUACAAGUGUUGAUGAAAAUGUAAUUUUCAAUUAGAUUAUAUAGGAAUUUUAAUCUAGAACUAUGACUCAGUUAGCACAAUUGUUCUUUAGACAUUUAUCUUGGUGUUAAAAUACUACUGACAGCUGUUUACCAGUGUGCUUUGCAGCCUCUUGUAUUGUUGAGUGUUGGAGAUCAAAUGUCAACUGUCAAGUGGCUUCUGUACAGUGGUGGCAUCUGAGGAUUGUCUGUGGAAAAAAAUAAUCUGCAGGAUUCUUUUUCUUCCGUAUUGCAAUGUAAUGUUUCCAAGCUUUUGAAUAAAGUCACAGCUGGUUAUGA
This is a messenger RNA of Salvelinus fontinalis (brook trout), 3497 nucleotides long. Its product is annotated as cannabinoid receptor type 1A-like. The coding region runs from base 345 to 1751 and encodes 468 amino acids. Lineage: Eukaryota; Metazoa; Chordata; Actinopteri; Salmoniformes; Salmonidae. The transcript is spliced from 2 exons. Gene Ontology annotation, biological process: G protein-coupled receptor signaling pathway. The record is from RefSeq and is a predicted model, not a curated record. Gene Ontology annotation, cellular component: membrane. Gene Ontology annotation, molecular function: cannabinoid receptor activity.